Acanthisitta chloris (rifleman) is the source of this 271-nucleotide messenger RNA. RefSeq names its product baculoviral IAP repeat-containing protein 5-like. The transcript has 2 exons. The annotation marks the transcript as partial. The record is from RefSeq and is a predicted model, not a curated record. NCBI's taxonomy places the organism in Eukaryota, Metazoa, Chordata, Aves, Passeriformes, Acanthisittidae.
GGAGGAACACAGAAAGCAUUCUGCGGAAUGUGCUUUUCUUUCCCUUCAGAAAGACCCUGAUAGCCUGACACUGCAGGAGUUCCUGAAGCUGGACAAAAUGCGGAUAAAAAAGUCAAUUGUACGUACACGUCGGUUUGGAAAGGAAAGGAAUUUUGUAGAGCAGAGUACAGUCAGUGAAGAACUGUGCUGUGAGAUGCUGCAGAGGGAUGGGGUUAUCUUGGACAAAGUGUUUGACAGCUACAGGGCCCAAGCUAAUUGUAGUGGGUUGUGA